GAACAGGAAAAGAAGGCAGCGCGCCCCGCCAUCCCCCCCAAGCCCCGCCUCGGGGCCCCUCGGGGGGGGCGCCCUGCCUGCGCCCCGCGGGCGGCGCGCGUAGUUAGUAAAUGACAGCAAAGCGCCGACGUCGCUUCACGCUUCCUUGCCCGGGGGGGUUCAUUCGUUUCGGGGCGAGUUACAGACUACAAUCGACAUCGCCCCCAAAGAAAGAGGCCCCCACGACCACCCUACGCGCGCUCCUUGACCCAACCAGCGCGGCCCUUGGUGGCAAGCUCGACAAACAACACGCGGCGGCCUGUAUUGGCCAGGUGCCUCGCGAGAUACUGCGCCACGCGGAGGCGACGGGGGCCGAAUGCGAUGCGGCGCAGACACGACCGAGGUUGUCGGACGAGGUGAGGAGCGCGCUCCAGCAGGAGCUUGCGCGUGAAUUCCCGGACUGGUGUCGCGAUUUCGCGUCGCAGUUAUGGGGGCGGACUUUUAUCCCAGAGACAAAACCUGCCGCCCCAACCCCCGCGCGCGCCUUCCUCUUCGAGUUCCCUCCGCAUCCUCCUCGCCCCGCCUCGGAGAAGCAACCGCAGCCAGCCGGCGCGCGGGGAGUUGGCUCCGGGGUCGUGCUUGCCGGGGUUGUGGGGCCCUGCCUUCCCU
Messenger RNA from Amoebophrya sp. A120, 648 nucleotides. NCBI's taxonomy places the organism in Eukaryota, Dinophyceae, Syndiniales, Amoebophryaceae. The record is from the annotation of a GenBank genome assembly.